UUCCCAAUUCCCAUUUCCCUCUCACUCUCAAUUCCCUCUCUUGCAGUCUUGCUCUCACUCCUCUCAACUCUCUUUCACUCUAACCUUAAAAACUCUACACAACUCUUCCUCCACCUCCAUCCACUGUUGCUGUUGCAUUCCCGCACCACGCCACCGCCGACUGCUCCUCCAUCACAGACGAACACUGCUGCUGCCCAGUGGGUUGUUCGAAACUUCGAAUCGAACACUGCUGCUGCUCCUAAAAAUCGAAAUUUUUGAUUUUGUUUAUGGGUUUUCUCUUGAGAUUAUUGGACUGAUUGAAGAAACUGGAGCUGGUGUUUUCAAGAUUACAAAACAAAGGAAUUUCCAUGGAACGAAAAACAGCAGAGACACUGGACUUGUUUCUCUGCGGUAAGUCAUCCCCAGAAAAAGAAAUCGCUACUUUACUCCACAAUAAACAAUGUCUUAAACUUUCCGACGCUUCUCAACUAAUAAUUCGUCUUCAGUCUCAACUCCCUAGAAGAGCCAUAUCUUUUAAUGUCAAUUCCUUUUUCAAUUCGCUUUCCACUUCUCGUUUUGCCCGGUUCCUCAUGUGGUCUCCUUGCUUGCCAUCCACCCACGACGUUGUUUCUCAGAAUUUCUCGGACCUUCCUAUUGGAACUGUUUGUGUUGCUGAUGUUCAAUUUAAAGGCAGAGGAAGGUCUGCGAAUGUUUGGGAAUCCCCACCAGGUUGUCUUAUGUUUUCAUUUAAUAUUCAGAUGGAGGAUGGACGCGUAGUGCCUUUAGUACAAUAUGUUGCUUCACUUGCUAUUACUGAGGCGCUUAAGGAUCUCUGCUAUGAUAGCGGCUUCCCACAGCUGGGGGUUAAAAUUAAAUGGCCAAAUGACCUUUUCUUAAAUGGUUUGAAAGUUGGUGGAAUAUUGUCCACCUCAACGUACAAAUCAAAUAAAUUCAACAUAAGUGUAGGGAUUGGCUUAAAUGUUGAUAAUAAAGAACCAACGACUUGCUUGAAUUCAAGGUUGCAACAAAUAUCCUCAAGAGUUUGUCGAUUACGCAAAGAAGACAUUUUGGCUUCUUUCUUUGGAAAAUUUGAGAGUUUCUUUGAGCGUUUUAUAAGCCAAGGUUUCCAACCUUUUGAGGAGCUCUACUACAAGACUUGGUUACACAGUGGACAAAGAGUUGUCAUACAGGAUACAUCAGAAGGACAACCUGUGGAUAAUGUUGUGACCAUUCAGGGAUUGACGACAUCUGGAUAUUUACUGGCAGUUGGAGAUGAUGGUCAAAUGUGUGAGCUUCACCCAGAUGGCAAUAGUCUUGACUUCUUCAAAGGACUUGUCAGACACAAAUUGAGAUGAAGAGUGUGCUCCCAUUUUCUUUCAUGUGCUAUCUAUUUAUGAGGUUGUUCCCUCUUUUAUUUAUUUAUUUUUUUAUAAAUUAGAAUUUUUAAAUAUAAACAUACAAUCUCUAAUCCUUAUACAGUAGGAGUAUUUUCUUUCCUGGUCAAAGUAUGAUAUUAAAUUUCUUUAUGAACAUGUCAGAAUUGAUUUGAAUAAUAAAUUUCUGCAGCGUACAUAUACUGAUGUCUGAUAUAUACAUACAGAAUACAGAUACAGUCCAGAUUUGAUUCUAAUAUGGUUUAUUGAUGGCCCUAAUUUGGACUAUUUUGACCAAAUUUUGGUGUGUUCAUGGACAAAAUAAUGAAUCCAAAGGCGGAUGCUUAUGUGGGUUGGUUGGUGGUCUGUUUUGGUUGCAUUAGCUGUGCUUUGUUUGUUGGAUUUUGAGUCUGGACGAGUAAAAGACGUUGCUUUUACCACUUUUUUUUAUCUGAAUCUGACCUUAUUAGUUCCCUGUCAAACUCGCUGGCUGGCUGGCCUCACUCUAUAGGAAUUUUAAAAGCUCAUAAUUAUUACAUUUCUGAAAGUGCAAUGAAGUGGUCCAUAAAUAGUACUUGCUUUACUCUUCUGCUUUUACAUUGGUUUAUUUAUGGGACAUAAACAUUGAAAGAUACUACACAUACAUCUAUCUUUUUUAUUUAUAUCUUGCUCCAAAUCCACCAUUACUCAACCUUCUUGGGUUCCUCAUCUUUCGUGACUAGUUGCUUAUCUUCAAUCUUUUCAUCAUGCACAUUAAACUCCUAUGUAACUUUCACUCGUCAUCCUUGAACCCUGAUUCUCAAUGAAUAAUCAGGGGAGUUUUUGAGCAUGUUCGACAUGGCCCCGAAAAAUUAGGAGCCUCAAUAUUAUAUAAUAUAGUAUAUAUAAAGUGUUUAAAGAUACCAAAUUAUUAGAAUAAUAACAUAAUUUUAGAAAUUGCACAGAGCUUUUAAAGAAUUUUUCAAUUUUUGCUUCGCCCAUGUCGAUGAUUACCUCAUCUUAGAGAGUAAAGGGGAAAUGACCUAUUUUAUCCGUCUAUAAUUUAUGUUACUUAUACUCUUAUGUCCUUUAAUUAAAUUUGCUACAUAGCGUAAAUUAAAGUGAAAGCUUUUUAGAUAUUGUAUUAUAUUAUUUUAAGAUGUUUGAAGAAGAUUGUCAUGAUUUUAGUAGAGUAGUAAUGGUAAGAUUGGAUAAUUGAUGAGACAUAAUAAUACUUGGAACCUAUUAUUUAGGUUUAUGUUAUAUUACAGUAUAUAUGAGAGAUAGUGGGACAAUAUUCGAACUAAUUCAUCGUGUAUAAUAAUUGCAUGUUACGUAGUCGACGAGUUGUAAACAAAUUAGGACCCGUUAGAGUUGGGUGUUGUGGGCAUGAAGUCGUGUCCCAUAACUUAUAAAGGUGUAUGAUGCAACACUGGGUAUCAUCCCAUCUUUCUCUCUUUCUUUCUCUUGCCUCUUUUAUUGUAUAUUUUUUUUGUUUUUAUUUGAUGUACUUAUUUUUCAUUUAAGAUAGUUUUAUAUAUUGUUCUUCUACAGAAUAUUUCUACUAAUAUCAUGCUUUUAGAUAUAUUUAACCUCAGUUAUCUUAAUUAUUACAUUUAUUCAUGCUGUUGGUCCAUAUAUAUAUU
This is a messenger RNA of Amaranthus tricolor (Joseph's coat), 2977 nucleotides long. Its product is annotated as biotin--protein ligase 1, chloroplastic-like. Gene Ontology annotation, cellular component: cytoplasm. The transcript has 10 exons. Gene Ontology annotation, molecular function: biotin--[biotin carboxyl-carrier protein] ligase activity. The record is from RefSeq and is a predicted model, not a curated record. The coding region runs from base 348 to 1334 and encodes 328 amino acids. NCBI's taxonomy places the organism in Eukaryota, Viridiplantae, Streptophyta, Magnoliopsida, Caryophyllales, Amaranthaceae. Gene Ontology annotation, biological process: protein modification process.